Messenger RNA from Nerophis lumbriciformis (worm pipefish), 2779 nucleotides. It is a transcript of the gene rfng, whose product is annotated as RFNG O-fucosylpeptide 3-beta-N-acetylglucosaminyltransferase. Gene Ontology annotation, cellular component: Golgi membrane. The record is from RefSeq and is a predicted model, not a curated record. Lineage: Eukaryota; Metazoa; Chordata; Actinopteri; Syngnathiformes; Syngnathidae. Gene Ontology annotation, molecular function: O-fucosylpeptide 3-beta-N-acetylglucosaminyltransferase activity. Gene Ontology annotation, biological process: pattern specification process.
UUUCGAGAUACGACAGAACAAAAUGGAAGAAGGUCGGUUAAGCGCUGAAUCGAAUGUCUACCAUCAGACGCCUUCGAGCCUGAGAAUAGUUUUCGAGUAAGCUCAUUUAUGGCUGCGAGUUGUUUGAGUUAAAGUUGAAAACUUCUCUGCAAUUCCCGUUAAAUUGGGAAAAUAACUUAAACAUUUCCUGUGAAGUCUUAUGGAGUCUGUGAGAAUGACAUAAGGAUGGGAUGGGGAGUCGUCGAAAGUGGCUUCGGCCCUGCAGGCUGAUUUCCCUCGCCGCACUGCCCUGUCAGGAUGCACAUAGCCUCGGUGGGCGUCAGUAAGGUCUGCUUUUUGUUUUCCCUUUCACUUUGUGGUCUUCUGCUGCUGCUCAUCCCAGCCCUUCAGCCCAAGGCUCACCAAGUGGACCUGCCACAGCCGCGACCGCAGGUUAAGACCUCACCAAACACUUUGCAGCACAGCACCGGGAGCCCUGCUCGGGGUGCAGGUUUGACCACAGUGUUGAAUACAAACACAGAAAAGCUGGGUGCCGCCAUCAAGGCUGAACAUGGAAAUGACUACAGGGAGAUAUACUCUGAAGAAAACUCCAAUACAGUUUCCAUCCCUGAAGGACAAGACAGUAUUUUCCCAGGUUUUACAUCACAUGACCUAUUGGAGUUAAAGGACAUUUUUAUUGCUGUGAAGACUACCAGGAAGUACCACAAGUCCAGACUGGAGCUGCUUAUUCAAACCUGGAUAUCACAGGCUAAAGAACAGACCUACAUAUUCACAGACGGUGAUGACAAAGAGCUGCGGAUAAGAACAGGCGCAAACAUCAUCAACACUAACUGCUCAGCGGCUCACACUCGACAGGCUUUGUGCUGCAAGAUGUCUGUUGAGUAUGACAAAUUCAUUGAGUCUAAGAAAAAGUGGUUCUGCCAUGUGGAUGAUGACAACUAUGUGAUCCUGCCCAGCCUUUUGCGGCUACUCUCUUCUUACCAUCACAGCCAGGAUGUUUACCUCGGUCGCCCCAGUCUCGAUCACCCCAUAGAAGCUGCAGAGAGAGUGAAGACUGAUGGUUUGAUGUCAGUCAAGUUCUGGUUUGCAACAGGUGGCGCAGGUUUCUGUAUCAGCCGAGGUCUGGGUCUCAAAAUGAGCCCAUGGGCCAGUUUGGGGAAUUUCAUCAGUACAGCGGAGAAGAUCCGCCUCCCAGACGAUUGCACCAUUGGCUACAUUAUUGAAGCUUUGCUAGAGGUCACUUUAAUACACACGCACCUCUUCCACUCACACCUGGAGAAUCUCCAGAAGCUUCCCACAAACAAUGUUUUGGAGCAGGUGACACUCAGCUAUGGAGGCUAUGAGAACAGACGGAAUGUGGUCAGCAUUGUUGCAGGCUUUUCGUUGGUUGAAGACCCAACAAGGUUUAAAACGGUUCACUGCCUUCUUUAUCCUGAGACUGACUGGUGUCCAAAGCUCAAACGUCGACCGAAAAACUGAAGUCCAUCUUUCAUCCAGUUGCUUUUACAACCCGCAAAGUCACCAUGCGUUGUUUGAAUCGAGCUAACUUAUUCCCAACUGACGCUUGCCUUCAAGUCCUACCUCAUGAGUGUUUGUCUCACCAAUUUGAACCAUACUUGGGAUUCGCCCUAUUUCGCCUUGCUUUUGUGCUUUGACCUGUCUGCUUGUGCCAUCAUUUGUUCACAGUUAUAUUUUUGCAAUUCUCCUGAUAUAUCUAGUCUUAGUCUUUCCAUUGUGCAAGAUGGCUGUCAUUUAUGCAUGAAGCAAUCACAUUAAUUAAAUGAAGCCUCUGUAUUAUAUAUGUGUGAAUGUACUUGCGAGUGUGCUGUAGGUUUUGACUCUUCUGAAUUUGAUAAGUGAGUAUGUGUGUCUUGGGUAUGAUUUUGUGCAUUAUAAUAUAUAUAUAUAUAUAUAUAUAUAUAUAUAUAUAUAUAUAUAUAUAUAUAUAUAUAUAUAUACUUGCUUUUCAUUUAUUUUAUAAAAGUUGACGGUUGUCAUAGCUGGCGUGAUAAUCAUGACUACAGCUAUGGCGCGACUUGCGCAUGUGUUCGUGUUGCAUUGUUACCAAACAAUUAUGUAGAGUGUUUUUUUUGCACUAUUUUGUCUUUUCUUACAUCUGAAUUGUUCACCCUAUUGUGUGUAAACGUGUCUUGAUUGAGCGAGAUUGUAGUCCUGGUUCUGCAAGGGUCAUAAUUUGUAGAGGUACCAUUCAGUAGUACAAAGUGAAAAUGGGUGAAGGCGAGCCAAAUAUGUUCUCUACUAUUUUGUUACUAAAUAAUAAUUAUUAACUACUUGAUUUGGGUGCCGUGUUUUUACAGAUCGUUAUGGUUUUCAAAUAAUUAUCAUCAUAACCUUGACACUUGCCAACUAUCUGUUUUAUAGAUUUCAGACUAGUUUGUCGCUUUUACUCUUUAUUACCAAAGUUCUCAGUGAAAACUGUAUUAAAUUGUAAAACGGCUAAAUAUAUCCACCAAUAUUGGUGUGUUUUUUAAACUUUAAACCAAAGUUUAGUGUAAUGGUUGUUAGAAAUCCCUACUAACCAUGUUGUAGAAUGGAACACUAUUUCAUCAAACAUUUCAUCUUCUUUACUAAUCAGGUUUUCCAGUUUUCUUGAAAAUUUGGCUUUGCCCACCCAUUUUUUUCUGUGUUGCACAGAACCCCAAAUCCAAAUGAUACAUCACUGCAGGUCAGUGUUUGGGACUGCAAUGUCUACGCCCUUUCUCAAUUGUUUGCCGUGUGUUUUAGUAAAAAAUAAAUAAUGCCUGUGUAAUUCUGUGAA